Rhinocladiella mackenziei CBS 650.93 is the source of this 2319-nucleotide messenger RNA. RefSeq lists its product as uncharacterized. The record is from RefSeq and is a predicted model, not a curated record. The transcript is spliced from 3 exons. Bases 1 to 2319 code for a protein of 772 amino acids. Gene Ontology annotation, cellular component: membrane. Gene Ontology annotation, molecular function: ATP hydrolysis activity; ATP binding; ABC-type transporter activity. Lineage: Eukaryota; Fungi; Ascomycota; Eurotiomycetes; Chaetothyriales; Herpotrichiellaceae. Gene Ontology annotation, biological process: transmembrane transport.
AUGACUGCGGCGACAAAGGCAAAUGCAAUCGAAUUCAUCAGACGCCUUCCAGCGGGCUUUCAGACGCGCGCAGGCGAAAGAGGUUCUCUGCUCUCCGGAGGCCAAAGGCAAAGAAUCGCGAUUGCUCGAGCCAUUAUCCGAGAUCCGGGAAUCUUGGUCUUGGACGAGGCGACGUCUGCGUUGGAUACAAAUUCAGAGGUAUUAGUGCAAGAUGCUCUGAAAAAAGCAUCACAAGGCCGGACGACCAUCGUUAUCGCUCACCGACUCUCAACCAUCCGAGAUGCCGAUAAUAUUGUGGUCAUGGCGAACGGGAAGAUCGUUGAGCAGGGAACCCAUGGAAACCUCAUUAAGAGACGAAGCAGUUACUUCAAUCUGGUCGAAGCUCAGCAGAUCCGGCAUGACCCAAGCGAGAAAGUGGGACUUCUUGCUCCUCCUGAGUAUUCUGACUCGGAAAAAGACGACAAGCAAGCCGCACCGGAGCAGCAUCCGACAAGACAGACUGCUCUCCUUGAAACCAGCACCGAGGCCCAGGAGGACGAUCAACGAACGGACAAAAGAGGUACGGAAACCUCUGGGCUGAUCCCAUUCAUUGUCCAAUUCAAUACGCAAGACAAAGGAUGGAUGACAAUUGGCCUUGUGAUGAGCAUAUUUGGCGGUAGUGGCACCCCAACUUCGGCGAUUUUCUUUGCGGAGUGCAUUCGAGCCAUGUCCAAGCCCCCUCGACUAUACCAAGAACUCCGAGACGAUGUCAACUUUUGGGCGCUGAUGUACUUAUGGCUGGGAAUAUUUCUAUUUGUCGUCAAUGUCUGGAGGGACCGAGCCUUCGCCAAGUGCUCGGAGAGAAUGCUAUUUCGGGCGCGCGACACGGCGUUCCGAAGCAUCCUGCGACAGGAAAUAUCCUUCUUUGAGUCGAAGACUACCGGAUCCCUCAUAUCAUUCCUGGCCACGGAAACGACAAACAUAUCUGGCUUCAGCGGACCAAUCCUGGGAACAAUCCUAUCCAUGUCGACUUGCAUCGUCGCUGCAAUUAUCCUGUCAAUCAUUUUCAGUUGGAAACUUGGUUUGGUUUGCACAUCGACCGUGCCAUUUCUCCUAGCUUCAGGGUUCCUGCGCUUCUACAUGCUCAGCUAUGCGGAAGCGAAGUCUAAGGCGGCGUAUGAACAAUCAGCAAGCUACGCCUGUGAAGCGCUCUCUGCAAUCCGGACAGUCGCAUCUCUCGGACGCGAGCAAAACGUUCUCGAGGAAUAUACGCGCCAGCUGAACGUUCAGAGCCGCGCAGCACUCAAAACAGCAGCUUACUCUGCUGUGCUGUAUGCUGCUUCGCAGGCCCUUCCUUUUUUCUGCAUAGCCCUGGGCUUCUGGUAUGGCGGCACUCUGGUCAGUCAGCGCGAGAUCACCUUGUUUCAAUUCUUUGUAUGUUUCACCGAGAUCGUCUUCAGUGCCCAGGCAGCAGGCUCUAUGUUCGCAUCAACUCCAGAUGUAGCCAAGGCUCGAACGGCGGCUGCGUCGCUGAAGGAGAUAUGUGACCGAAAACCCUCCAUUGACACAUGGUCCAUCGAGGGCCUUCCAGUUCGGUCGGUGACAGGUGCAAUCGAGUUUCAGGCUGUGUCUUUCCGUUAUCCGGGCCACAAUCACCAUGUUUUGCGCGAUAUCGAUAUCAAAAUCUUGCCGGGACAGUAUGUUGCCCUCGUUGGAGCUAGUGGAAGCGGGAAAUCUACCUGCAUAUCUCUCUUGGAGAGGUUCUACGACUGUUCCACGGGACGUAUUAUUGUCGACGGGAAGGAUAUUCGAUCGUUGAACAUCAAUCAGUAUCGCUCUCAUGUCGCCCUUGUCAGUCAAGAACCAGUUCUCUACCAUGGAACCAUCAGGGACAAUAUCCUUCUAGGGACAAGUGGUAACAUUUCAGAGCAAGCCCUCUACCAGGUGUGUCGGGAGGCUAACAUAUACGACUUCAUCAUAUCUCUUCCUGACGGGUUUGAGACUACGGUGGGCACGAAGGGAGUCUUGCUGUCUGGCGGACAGAAGCAGAGGAUCUCGAUUGCAAGAGCGUUGAUCAGAAACCCUUCAAUUCUACUUCUCGACGAAGCAACCUCAGCUCUUGACUCGGAGUCCGAGAAGAUCGUCCAGGCUGCCUUGAACCAGGCCUCCAGGGGACGAACUACGGUCGCCAUAGCUCACCGCUUGAGUACCAUUCAGGACGCUGAUCACAUCUACUUCCUUGAGAAUGGCGCAAUCGUCGAGGAAGGUAACCACACGUCGUUGAUGGACGCAGGAGGUCGCUAUGCCGAGUUGGUCAGUCUGCAGAAGCUCGGUACAUAA